AUGUCUCGAGCUUCUACAGCUGGACCUUCGAGAGCUUCCAGUCCCGCUAUCGGUGGUUAUACCUCAACUACAUUCACUCCUUUACCUAGAUCCUUACUAUCAGGUACAGGAUACAGGUUUUCUCCAACUCCUCCACCAGAACCUCCAUUAGAUGUAGAGAUGGAUGGACGACCGGCUUCUGGCCCAAGUACUGCGUUACUGGGAGACAAUGAAAAUGCAAUGGAACCUGGUGAAAUCCAAGAAUCGUCUUUCGGAGCGGAUAUAUUCAUCGAUGAGAUACCUAAAAUAUCACCUCCUUUACCUAAUACAGCAGAAGCUGAAUCGUCCAAAUCGAAUGAUCAUUUUCAACCUCCAGGUCUAUUUAGCACUUCUUUGAUGACAACUGUCAAUUCAUCAAAAGAUAGUUUGUCUGUAGAAUUGCACAACCCACCCGUUUUGGGAGAUGGGAAAGGAAAUGGAAAAUCAAAAGGCAAAGGGAAGGUCAAUGAUGGAAUUGAAGUCGAUCCUGAAUUACUGUUACCUUCCCACGUGUUGGUGGAUUCAACAUCACCAACAAAGAGAGACCACAUUGAGGGAAAUGAAGGGGGUGUCUCUGAGGAUGAGGACCAGAUGGAAGGUUUAUAUUUUGUCGAUGAUGAUAUCAGUAAAGGCUCUAAACGGUAUUUCGAUCCGGAACAAGACGAAUCAAAGGAAGUCGAAGCAACUUUUUUGGCAACAGCUGAUCAAAGUAAGAUUUGCCAAAAUUGUAAAAGACCUGGUCAUCGCAGUAAAGAUUGUAAACAUGUUAUCUGUACAACGUGUGGAGCCGAAGAUGCUCAUGAGAGAAGAGAUUGUCCAGUCGGUCUAGUAUGUUUCGGUUGUGGAGGUAGAGGUCAUAGAAAACAGGAUUGUCCAGAUCCAACAACCAGGAUGUCCAAGAGGACAGGUUGUGACAGAUGUGGAAGUAGAGAUCAUAUGGAGAAUACCUGUCAUACGAUUUGGAGGGUCUAUUCCUACUUUUCGACUGAGGUCAGAUCAGAGAUUCAAAGGGAUAAGCUAAAUGCUGAAGGAUGGGAAAAGGAAGCUAUUGGUGGUAGGUCGUCCGAUGAGUGGUGUUACAAUUGUGGAAAAGAAGGUCAUUUAGGCGAUGAUUGUCAAAAACGUCGUGGAUCACUUGCACGUUUAACGGUCCCUUCUGCAUUCUCAUAUGAGAUGGCAUCUAGAGGACCAUUCUUCACUACCACAUUACAAUCAUCGUCAUCGUCGAAGAGAAAUAAUGCAGAUCUACCUCCACCUACACAUUCAAGAUUUGAAGAUAAUGAUAAUGGUGAUCAAGACGACUAUGAUAAUUUACCGUUUAUAUCUGGCGGAUAUAAGAAUUUUGGAGGAUCAAAUGCAGGAAAGAAAACGCGUGAAAAGGAAAAAGAGAAAUUAAGACAAUUAUCGAGAAACAAGAAUGGUCUAUCAGAUGAGGAUGAUGAGGAUGAUGGACCCAAUUGGUUCAAGAACUCGAAUAAUAACAAUAGUAAUAGAGGUGGAGGAUUGAAUAUCAGGGGGAGAGGUGAUCGUGGUUUUCGUGGUAGUGGUGGCCGUCGCAUAGAUGAUAACGGUAAUGGUAAUGGUAAUGGGUAUUCAACACCUAACUCAAGAAAUAACAAUAACUUCGCCAAGAAACCUUGGGACUCAGAAUAUCGUGAACGAGAUCGCAACCCCAAUGGUCAUAGGGGUAGAAAUGGAAAUGGAAACGCAAGGGAAAGAUCGAGAUCACCACCGCCGUCCACAUCCAGAAGGAAUGAUAAUCGAGGGAUGCCAUUUUCACAUGGUUAUCUAAUGGAUUCAUCUUUACCUAUACCUUCUUCUGCGCCUGCAAAAGUGAUCUCUUUCGGAAAAUUGUCUGAACCUGGAUCCAAUCGCAAUUCAAAUACCCAUAAUACAAGAAGUCAUGGGACGGCUUCAGCAAUGGGAGGUGCAAAAGCUUUGAUAAAUCGUGCGUUAGGUAAUAAUAAUAGUACACCAAAAGGAGGAGCAGGAGAUGGGGGUCAAUCCACUCCUUCUCGCACACGUGGCGGGAAACACAAUAAUAGCCCAUUAGUCAAAACGCCUUCUAGCAAUAUCAAUAAUAACAAUAAUAACAACAUACCAAUCGUGGAGAUUCCAUCUUCUAGAAAGAAGAACAAGAGUAAAAAUCAAAAUCAAAAUCAACAAGAUAAAGAUUGGGAAUCUGAAUGGAGAAGAUCAGGUGGUGGAGGUGGGAAAGUUGAUCAAUGGUCCAAAGAAUUAGAUAAACGAGAAAAAGAAUUGAAAAUCAAAGGUAGAAGUGGUGAAUUAAAUGCCGCCACUGGUGGAAGAAUCACUUCGACCACACCUAAAAGUGGACCUAAAGGCGGUAGUGGGAAAGGUAAAGGUAACACAGGUCAAAGAUAUCAUGGCGGUUACGAUUAA
Kwoniella shivajii is the source of this 2421-nucleotide messenger RNA. RefSeq lists its product as uncharacterized. Gene Ontology annotation, cellular component: TRAMP complex. Gene Ontology annotation, biological process: nuclear polyadenylation-dependent snRNA catabolic process; nuclear mRNA surveillance of mRNA 3'-end processing; nuclear polyadenylation-dependent CUT catabolic process. The transcript has 5 exons. Lineage: Eukaryota; Fungi; Basidiomycota; Tremellomycetes; Tremellales; Cryptococcaceae. Gene Ontology annotation, molecular function: RNA binding; zinc ion binding. Bases 1 to 2421 code for a protein of 806 amino acids. The record is from RefSeq and is a predicted model, not a curated record.